This is a messenger RNA of Dermochelys coriacea (leatherback sea turtle), 5364 nucleotides long. RefSeq names its product 3-hydroxyacyl-CoA dehydratase 4 (gene HACD4). The record is from RefSeq and is a predicted model, not a curated record. Bases 190 to 846 code for a protein of 218 amino acids. The transcript is spliced from 7 exons. Gene Ontology annotation, biological process: fatty acid elongation; very long-chain fatty acid biosynthetic process; sphingolipid biosynthetic process. Gene Ontology annotation, cellular component: endoplasmic reticulum membrane. NCBI's taxonomy places the organism in Eukaryota, Metazoa, Chordata, Testudines, Dermochelyidae. Gene Ontology annotation, molecular function: 3-hydroxyacyl-CoA dehydratase activity.
CUAGUUCCGCGCCGGAGCUGGGAGGGGGCUAACGCCGUGCACGGAGGCGCCUUCCCCACAACGCGGCAGACUGGAAUCGACGGUGUUUCCGGGUGCGAUUUAAGACUGUGUGAAGAGAUUGGGGCUUCGGGAGCUCGGGGAUCACCUUCCUUCUUCCUGCGUGGUGCCGCAGAUCAUCAAAGCUGUACAAUGAACACUUAUCUCUUCAUCUAUUAUUUAAUCCAAUUCUGUGGACAUUCCUGGAUAUUUACAAAUAUGACCAUCAGGUUCUUGUCAUUUGGGAAAGAUUCUUUGGCCGAUACCUUCUAUUCUAUAGGACUCGUAAUGUGCCUUUGCCAGUCGUUGUCCAUAUUAGAGCUCCUGCACAUUCUAGUUGGCAUUGAAGAAAACUGUUUUCUCCCAAGGUUUUUACAGAUAACUGAGAGAAUCAUCAUUUUAUUUGUUAUCACCAGUCAAGAAGAAGUUCAAGGGAAAUAUAUUGUGUGUGUUUUGUUUUUCCUUUGGAAUUUACUGGAUGUGGUCAGAUACACUUACUGCAUGUUAUCGGUGACAGGAACAUACUAUGAAGCUUUGACAUGGCUGAACUACACACUAUGGGUUCCAGUAUAUCCCCUGUCAAUUCUGGCUAAAGCAUUUGCCAUCUAUGAAUCACUGCCUUAUUUUGAAUCCUUCGGCACAUACUCCACCAAGCUGCCAUUUCCAGUUGCCUUAUCGAUCUACUUCCCGUACAUACUAAAAACGUACCUGGCAAUGCUGUUUGUAGGUAUGUACUUCAUCACCAGAUACCUCUGCUCAGAAAGGAAAGCUCACCUAGGAGCCAGCUACAUGAAAGAGAAAAGGAGCUAAGUUGAUAUCUUGUCUCAUAAUGAGGAAAAUUCUCUAGAACAAUCUAUGCUAGCACAUUGUGUGGAAAUUUAGACUGGAUUUUCAGAAGUGAUUAGUGAUCUUAUGUGCUCAACUUGGAGCACCUUAGAGGUUCCCAAUUUAUGAGGGCAGGUGCUCCACACUUUCUGAAAAUGAGGCCCUUUAAAGCAUAUCAUAUUGGGCACUCAAACAUAAGCGCCUCAAAUCUCCUGUCGCUUUUUAAAGUCUUGGCCUCAGAAGUUACUCUAUCUUUUUCUAACAUAAAAUGACAGGUUACAAACUGUGGCAAAAAAUGUCAAAUCAUAUCAGCAUUUCCUAUAUUUUAAUAAUGGUUUCCUAUUGCAGCUGUAGCAUGUAUUCUGCAUUUUAUAUCAAAGUAAAAUGUCAAUGGUAUUUUGUUAGUCUAACAGGUGAGAUGAUAAUACAAUGUAAAUCAGAUGUAUGAAUAUCAAAUUUGCUGGAACUGCAACAAAUUAUGAAGCAGAAGCUGGUUGUUCUGCAUUUUGCCACAUUCACACAAAUACCAACAGGUACAACUGUUCACAGAAAACCCAUCCUCCUCCACUCGCCCCCACAUUCUUACAUUUACUUUAAGUGACAAAUGCAGUUACAGUGUCUAUUCACUACAAGUCCUAGAGGGCAUUUAACAUGCAGAAGUAGAAGUUACGAUUCUGAUAUAUUUCCAGUAGACACUAUUGAAGAAUCUGUUUUUCUUAAUAAUCCAGAUUAUUUUGGAACUGAAGAAACAAGACGGACAGACACACUCACUCUUACUUAACUCAUCAAAGUGUGAUAUAGUCAGUCCAAGAAAUACUCUGCCUUUAAAAAUAAGAUAAUGGAUUAUAUAAACUGUGGGCCAAAUCCAAAUUGUUUCACACAUGAGAAUUGUCCCAUUGAUGUCAGUGAGGUUAUUUGUGCAACAAAAGUAAUUAGGAUUUGAUCCUAUGAGGUGGGGAACUACUUACAUGAGAAGAAGCAAGAAAAUAGGAUAGGUUUUCCUGGAGGAUAAACUACUUUUCUGACCGCACAAGUUGCUCAGAAAUAGCCAUAGGCUGACUUGUUCUGCAUUGGUAGUAUUUCCCACCACCCUUUAGGCUUGAAAAAUGAAGUGGAUUAAAGAGUGAAAUAAACACUUCUGGUCAUGAAAACUUUCCUAUUUAAGCCUCUGAAAAAGUAAAACUUAAGUAAGCUUUUGUCUUAAGACAACAUUUGAAUAACCAAUGAGUGAAGAGCAUUUCAAAUUGAUGAUUUAGUGGCUCUAGGACAAGUCCAGAGCCACAGUCAGGCAGCUCAGCUGAAUCUGAACUGCCCCUACCUGUGCUACCAUGGCUACACUGCUAUUUAUGCUUGAACUAGCUUGAGUACAUGUGCAUGAUCAAAAGAAUCACACUCCUAGCUCAUACUGUAGACAUAGCCUUAGACAAGUAUAUUUGUACAUUACCUGGGAACAGUACACUAGACUGAGUACCAUUAAACACUUUGCUUUGGCAUCUAGGUAUUGUGUAUGUUGCUAACAUACAGCACUUUUGGUCAGUAGAUCUCAAAGUGCUUUAGAAAAGAGGUAAAUAUAGUGUUGCUUGUAUUUAAGAAAUAGAGUGAAUAUUGUUGUAAUGUUUAGUUACCAAAGCAAACAAUGUUUUUAACAAUGAUCAUGCUGUCUGUUGAAGGAUGGAUUUAUGGGAUCUGAGCAGGGGAGAAUUCUCUCAGUGCAAGAUCUGAGGAAGACAGAGGACCCUCUUAAGAAUCCUGGGUAGCAGCUGUGCCUGGUGUGGGAAGGGAGUAUCAGAGGCAGGGCUGCAGCAUGUUACCCAGCAGAGAGUCCAGACAGCACAGCUAGCUGGGGACAUGCUGCUGUAAUGUAGACAGCCCACCUGAGGCCACUUCAGCCUCUGAAGCAGUCCAGUUUCACAAGGGCUGAAAAGGUGGGUCAAAAUGAACUUAGCACAGCCCAGAAUCUCCUUUAUAAAGCAUAUCCUGAGAGAGUAAAAUGAUGGCUGAUCCCUAACAGUUGUUGAAAAAUGCUGGUAUUUUCCAUUCUUUUUACAUGGUAUAGUUUGGUCAAAAUUUUCAAACUCAGGUUCCUAAAGUAAGAUGCUUUAAAAGUCUGUUUCAGCACCCUAACAGGCUUAUUUUUCAGCUGAACUUGGCACACACUCCACCAAAUGAAGAGAGGGAGUUGUAGGUAUUGACUGGCUUCAUUCUUAUAUAGGGGCCUAAAUCUGAACUUAAACCAACUUUAGGCAUUCAAAAAUGAAAUUGUUUGCUGAAGUUUGUAGGUGUAAAAAGUUACUGAUUCACAGACCUAUUGUAGCUGCUGGUGUUGGCAAUUAGCUUUACCAUUUAAUUCACUGUUUUUACAUUGAACCAUACUUAUGUGUAAAAUCCCUUCACUAAUAAUGUAUUUCAAUAUGAUAAAUUCAUAUUUACUUAGUGAACAUUAUUUUUAAUUUGCAUUUAUUUUUUUUAAUUUUGAAUUAUAGCAAACCUCUUUUAAAAAAAUCUUUGGUUGAAAAGAUGGAAGUUACUACCAAACCUGAUUUAUCUGCACAUGGGCACCUGGACCAUGUAAAUGGUUUUCAUUUUUACAGGGUAUAUAUCAGUCAACACUGAUUCUGCACUAGCAGGGUGAAAGAUGAUGUAGGCCAGGUGUUCAAAACUCAGAUACUAUGUUUGCAGCUGCAAAAAAGUGUGUUCAGUUAAUCUCAAACUACUCAAAGAAUUAACAAACUGAUUUGAGGAAUCAUGCACUCAUGAUUUAGAUCAGUGGUGCUCAAGCCAUGGCCUGCUUGUAACCCUGUCAGCACACAACUGUGCCCCAUGUGACAUCCUCCGGGCCAUAUACGUAGAGUGUGUGUAGUGGGCGGAUGCAGCCUACAUAACGCAGAGAGCUAUAUAUGCAGCACACAAUUGUAAACAGGAUGAGAACCACUGGUCUAGAUGGUUCUUAAGAAUCACUACUGGCAUGUUAAUACAAAGGCUACAGCUACACUGUGCCCUAGGAGUGUGAUUUCCAGCUCAUCUACAUGUACUUGCACUAGCUCUCAUCAAUAAGAAUGAGAACAACAGCAUAGCUUAGCCACUUGAAACCCACAGGUACAUGUACACAGAGUAGCGGAGCUAUGGCACCAUUGCUUGUGCUGCCAUAGCUACACUACUAUUUAUACUCUCACUAGCUCAAUGAGACCUAAUGUGUACUUGAGCUGGGAAUCACACUCCUAGGUCAUAGUAUAGACACAGCCAAAAUGAAAACACACGUCUUGAGAAUGCAUAUGUCUACUGCAAUAUAAAGCAUACACAAGUACCAUACCAGAUUCUCACUGCUUAAAGGGUCUUGGUUAAAAGAGGCAAAUAGCAGACAUAGAAGAUUUAUUCAUUCACUUUAGCUGUUAAGAAUACUAAACUAGGAUAGUAGUAAGAGAAUAAAUAUACUAGUGAGGCAUAUUAUGAAGAUGAAUACUUAACUGAGAAAACCAUCAUAUAUAGGAUAGCUAAAUUACACACUGCUCAGAUUAAGGUCACUGCAGUAGACACUAGGACCAGUAUGGGAUAAGUUACUCAGUCAAUUACUGGUGACAUUUACCCCAAUGCAGAGGGGCUUCUUCAAGAAUCUAAGUACCAAUUAAAGCUUCUCUUUAAGCUCCAUCUUGUGUGGACCCUUCCAUUGGGGUAUAUUUUUCUUUAUUUAAGUUGAAGACAUAGGCAGCUAAAUUGUGAGGCAUAUGGGUUAAAGGUAAGAAGAGGGACCUGGCCAAAAUAAGAUUCAGAAAGGGGACUUAUAAAUGGGAAGGCACAGAGCCAGGAGGGUAACAUUAGAAAAAGGGAAGAGGGAAAUAAGAUUUCAAUAGCAGGAGAAAUGAAGGCACUUAGAGGGAGGUUAGAAAAUGGGCUCCCCAAUAAGAGUAGCUCCAUAUUCUUGCUGGGAAGAAGAGAAGGAAAGAGAGGAGAAGUCCUGUGUCCUCUCAGAGACACUAAGAUGCUAAGGAGAGAACAGACCUGCCAUCUUCCUUUUAAAACGGCAAAGGUAGAAAAUACCUGCUGUCCUCCCCCCCCCGCUGAAAGUUGAAGGCAUCUAUGUAGGCAGGGGAAGGGUGUUAUUGGAGUGGGAGAUUCGAGGAGAUGGAACAUUCUGGUAUGUAAGGGAGAUGGAUUGUCUUAGGUUUUGAAAAGUAUCCAAGCUUCUGAAAAAUUAUCAAGAUCCCAAUUUUCUGAGGCUCUGAAUUGGAAUAUUCAUGUUUAAAUUAACCUGAAAUUCAUCAAAAUGUAGCUAGCAACACCCAGAUUCCACACUUACCUGGAUAAGUUUCCCUGGUAAAAUUGUUACAAGGUUAGCAGCUAUGCUAUCACAAAAACAGUGUUGUUCAUGAUAUAAUAACAAUGGAUGAUGAAUGCUAUAAUAUGGCGGAAUCAUAAUGUUAACAGAAAUCUUGUCAGUUGAAAUUAAAGCUAAUUAAAAAGCCAGAAUAAAGAAAUGUCUUCUAAUAAAUACACUAUGUCAAACAA